AUGUCGUCUGGAAUUGUUGCAGUUUUAAUUGAUUUGUCAGGUACAUUGCACGUGGAAGAUCUGUGCAUUAAAGGAGUUCCGGCAGCUUUGCUACGACUUAGGCAAAAUCCUCGUUAUUUGGUGAAAUUCGUUACAAACACUACGAAGGUGCCUUGUUUUUUAUCUUCUUCAAGAGUAGUAUUCGAAAAAGCUGGAAGUCGGAAUAAUGUCUUAUAUUUGUUUUAUAGUUUAAAGUUAGUUAAAUUGUCAUGUGAUUCCCAUAUGGAUUCAUCAAAUCGUCUUCAUGAACGUCUAGCAAAACUUGGUUUGGAAAUUUCCCAGUCUGAAAUAUUCACAUCACUUUCUGCCGCUAAACAACUUAUUAAAAAAAACAACCUUCGACCGUUACUUUUUCUGGAAGAUUCUGCAAUGGAAGAUUUUGCAGAUUUGGAAGUUGACAACCCGAAUGCAGUAGUUGUUGGACUUGCUCCAUCAAAAUUCUGUUAUUCAUAUUUGAAUCAGGCAUUUCGGUUACUUUUGAGUGGUGCUAAGCUGGUUGCCAUUCAUAAAGGGCGGUAUUAUCGGCAAAAAGAUGGUUUAUCAUUAGGACCAGGACCUUUUGUUGAAGCUCUGGAAUACGCUACUGGUGUUAAAUCCGAAGUGGUAGGCAAGCCGGAAUCCAUGUUUUUUUUAACGGCACUUAAUAGUUUGCAACAAUGCUUGCGACCAGAACAAGUAGUUAUGAUUGGUGAUGAUGUUCGAGAUGAUGUUCUUGGAGCCCUGAAUGUUGGGAUGCAUGGAAUUCUUGUAAAAACUGGAAAAUAUUGUGAAGGUAUUUUUAUUGUCAGAUUUUCAUGCAUGUUCUUGAAGUUUUAUUCUGUUGAUGAGGCUUUUGCUUUCACUCUUCGUUGA
This is a messenger RNA of Thelazia callipaeda (thelaziosis nematode), 891 nucleotides long. The record is from the annotation of a GenBank genome assembly. Lineage: Eukaryota; Metazoa; Nematoda; Chromadorea; Rhabditida; Thelaziidae.